Pochonia chlamydosporia 170 is the source of this 249-nucleotide messenger RNA. RefSeq lists its product as hypothetical. NCBI's taxonomy places the organism in Eukaryota, Fungi, Ascomycota, Sordariomycetes, Hypocreales, Clavicipitaceae. The transcript has a single exon. Bases 1 to 249 code for a protein of 82 amino acids. The record is from RefSeq and is a predicted model, not a curated record.
AUGAACCGCCAAACGUCAAACACAACACACAAUGACCAACGUGCUCAAUUGCUCAUCGCAGCAUUUACCAGGAGCAUCCCCACUUCCAACCUGGGAGCUCUGCACAAAAGGACACAUCAAUUGAUCGAUGGACCCUCUUUCGCCCCUAAAACCCCGCAAAUCGACGACCGCAUGACCCGUGGCCCGACCCCACGAGCUAAGCUGUCAUUGAUGGGACAUGGGUUGGUCGAAGUGGAAGUGACGGAAUGA